AUUAUUAUACUUAUGAUGGUGAUGAUGAUGAUGAUAAUGACACUGAUGAUUUUUAACCGGAUUAAAAUCGAGUUUUUCUGAAUGUUUGUAAGAAUUUCUUCGGCCUCCUGAUUAACUUUGGAGUUUUACAUCUUGGGAGAGAAAGCAAAGGCAUUAGCAUUUUUAAGUGGAUUGAUCACGUAAACCUUCUCUCCCAACCUCACCCUUGUCCUCAACCCCUUCCCCACACUGGCAAUAAUUUUACUGGCUGUUAAGUCUGUGACCUUAUUUUUCCUGAUCUUUAACUUAACUGUUUUAGAGCAUCUCUGGACGUCUGUAUUUUUAAUUUUUUUUAUUUUUGUUUUUUUAUUUUUAAUCUUUCAUUUGUUAAAUUUUUAAACUGUGCUGCAAUAAAAUGUGUGUGGUACUACUUAACACCUAUUAUAGUGAUGGCAUUUUCCUGGAAAGCCAUCUUCCUCCUGUUUCCCUUGAAAUCCCAUCCUGCUUUUCCUGUACACUACUCCUCACAAACCACAAGCUGCAGCAACAUGGAUGCCCAGCCUGGAGCAGCAUCAGCCAGGAUGACCUGGAGCCAGGGGGGCCUUCGGAACAGAUGCACACCCUUCCUGGGUGAUGGUUUUUGUCUUUGUCAGCAACCUUAUCAUCGAACGCGAUGGCUAGCAAUGUUACCAACAAGACAGAUCCUCGCUCCAUGAACUCCCGUGUGUUCAUUGGAAAUCUCAACACUCUUGUGGUAAAGAAAUCCGAUGUGGAGGCGAUCUUCUCGAAGUAUGGCAAAAUUGUGGGUUGCUCUGUUCAUAAGGGCUUUGCCUUUGUCCAGUAUGUUAACGAGAGAAACGCCCGGGCUGCUGUAGCAGGAGAGGAUGGCAGAAUGAUUGCUGGCCAGGUUUUAGAUAUUAAUCUGGCUGCAGAGCCAAAAGUGAACAGAGGAAAAGCAGGUGUGAAACGAUCUGCAGCGGAGAUGUACGGGUCAGUACCAGAACACCCUUCUCCGUCCCCUCUACUCAGCUCCUCUUUUGACUUGGACUAUGACUUUCAACGUGAUUAUUAUGACAGGAUGUACAGUUACCCAGCACGUGUUCCUCCUCCUCCUCCUAUUGCUCGGGCUGUAGUGCCCUCAAAACGGCAGCGCGUAUCAGGAAACACCUCACGGAGGGGCAAAAGCGGCUUCAAUUCUAAGAGUGGACAGCGGGGAUCUUCUUCCAAGUCUGGAAAGUUGAAAGGUGAUGAUCUUCAGGCCAUUAAGAAGGAGCUGACCCAGAUAAAACAAAAAGUGGAUUCUUUACUGGAAAGCCUGGAGAAGAUUGAAAAGGAACAGAGCAAACAAGCAGUAGAGAUGAAGAAUGAUAAGUCAGAAGAGGAGCAAACCAGCACCUCCCUGAAGAAAGAAGAGACUAAUGUGAAGAUGGAGUCUGAGGGUGCUGCAGAUGACUCUGCUGAGGAGGGGGACCUACUGGAUGAUGACGAUAAUGAAGAUCGGGGGGAUGACCAGCUGGAGUUGAUCAAGGAUGAUGAAAAAGAGGCUGAGGAAGGAGAGGAUGACAGAGACAGCGCCAAUGGCGAGGAUGACUCUUAAGCACAUAGUGGGGUUUAGAAGUCUUAUCUCAUUAUUUCUUUACCUAGGCGCUCGUCUAAGAUCAAAAUUUCACCAGAUCCUCUCCCCUAGUAUCUUCAGCACAUGCUCACUGUUCUAUCUUUGUCCUUCCCAUGUUCAUAAUUGCCCUGCGCCUAGUCCUAUUUUCACUGCUUCUGACGCUCCUAGUAGUUUUGUUAAGUCUUACCCUGUAAUUUUGCUUUUUAAUUUUGAUACCUCUUUAUGACUUAACAAUAAAAAGGUUGUAUUGUUUUUAUCAGCUGUCUCCACAGUAAUCUCUCGUUAUGCAGGGAGUACAGUUAUUUCCAUUCAUACAUGAUUUCAGUAGUUGCUUCCCUAACUGCAAAGGCAAUCUCAUUUAGUUGUAGCAUCUGAGAGCAGCUUUGAGUUAAAAGUGUGUGUGUUACCCCACAUGAAAUACUUUGUGGGACUGUUGAACACAAAUGUAACAAUGUAUUUUUGUGAAUGAGAGUUGGCAUGUCAAAUGCAUCCUCUAGAAAAAUUAGUGUGAUAGUCUUUGUUUUCUAAAGUUGAUACUGUGGGUUAUUUUUGUGAACGGCCUGAUGUUUGGGAUCUUUUUUCUCAAAAUAAGUCCUUAUUAAACCAGGAAUUUGGAGAAAAACACCCUGGUUUUUUAUUUUUGUAUAAUUGUUUACUUCAAAUUCUUCGUUUUACAGCAGCAUCCACAAAACCUUUAGAAUGUUUUAAAUACUGUAUAUUUCUCUUGCGGUCAUUCAUGAUCAUUGUGCAUACUGUCAUACACAACUCAAGAUGGAUGUUGCAUUAAGUAGUAACUUUGACAGAGGGGACAUCAUUCUAAUUAUUACAUCCCCAGUUACCUUGUACUGGAUUUUGACUCUGCCUCAAUGUUACUAAAUAGAAAAGCUGUUUCUUUCCUGGUCUUCUGUAGUGUGUGCCUCCCCAGGUAACUGCGAUGGUGGUUGAGGGUUCCUACGUUUAUUUUACUUCACAGUGACUUUCUACAGACAUAUAAACUAAUCCUUUGUCAUUACCCACAGUUUGAUUAAUUGCAUUGAUUUUUAUGGUACAGUACCAGUUAGUACCUAAAUUUCUAAAAAUGGAUAUAUUAGACUGCUGCCAGAUUUAGAUGCUUGCCUAGUUGUCCUAACAUGCCCAGUUUAUUCAUGUUUAUCCUUCAGUUUUUCCAACAUAGUAGGAAAAGGAACUGAUAUUAUAAUGUAUACAGACCUAGAAUUCCUUGUAAAGUUGCUGUUAAUUGCUAGCAUGGCGCAAAGACAUUUGUCACAUCCUACCUUCUGUGAACAAAAGUCAUGUCUUGUUUAUAAAUAUUUGAGCUCCUUUUCUGUAACAGAUGAUAAAGCAGAAUAGAAGGAAAAAAUUCAACUAUAGCCUACCCUUGGAACCCAAAUGCAUGUUAUAAAGCUAGCUUCUGUUGAAUGUUAAUUUAGUAAAAAACUUGUACCGACUGUUUUCUAAUCUAAUGUUAUCUCUGUUGAACUUUUAGCAGGUAAUCCUUGACUAGAAAAUCAACUGGAUAUGUAGAAGAAAAUUUCAGAAGCCCAAGAUGCUAAUAAAACCUGUUGAACAUUAUAGUGUUAGCCAUUGAUGUUUGAAAGACACUAGACAAACUAGCCCAGGAUUCAAGUUGUCCACUUUACCCUUCCUUGUAGGACUUCCCAGCAUAAAGUGGUACAUGUAGUUUUUAUCUCUGGUGCUUUUUAAUUAUUGUGCUGUCAGAUUAGUGGUUGCUUGUAAGUCUCUAGAAAAGUAGAUUUUCAGAGAGACCAUUGAUAGCACAAUCAUGCUCUCAAAAGACUAGACAUGCUAGGGUUAUUGCUGAAAAUAUCAAUAACAUAGGUUGCCUUGUGAAGAGUCGUCUCGGUCUUUGGUUGCUGUGGAUUAUAAUUCCUUCCUAUAUUUAAGAACACAAUUGAAAACAAUGAUAGCUGUAUUUAAUCAGUACUUUGACAUUUCGGUUCCUAAGUCUGAACUUGGCAAAGAUGGUUAAAUUACAAAGGGUAAAAUACCAUUUGAAAUCCAGGCAAAUUAUGUAGUUUAUGCUUUUUAAAAAAGGUUGUUAGUGGUCGUUGAGGCAUGGAUCCAGGUGGUGGGUUUAUAGUCAUUGUAGCAUUCAAUCCUCAGCCCUAGAAAAUGAGAUUGAAAUUUGGUAGAUCUGUAGGAAUGGCACUGCCUGUAAUGGGGAAGGAAUGGUCAACACUUGGCAAAAAAUUAAAGAGAAUUUGGAGUAAUUUGUCUAAGUCUCAGGGGACUUAAUAUUAUUCAAGAGAAGGGUUAAACAUAUAUAUGCAUUUUAAUUGCUAUGAGCAGAACAGAAGUGUCUAAAGCCAUGAAAUUGAAGAAAAUAGACAGGAAUCUUAGGGCAUUUUCUAGCCGGAGUUGGACAACUAGAGGGGGUGGGGGGUGACUAAAAAGAAACAUUCUUCCUGGUGUUGCAUAGUUUCUGAUUGGGAAACUUGGUGCUUACCAUAUUUAUGACUGCUCUUUGAUUUUUGGAACCUAAGGUGAUGUUAGCUCACUAUUUAAGACUUACAAAGAUUGCAAGGUUAAAACUAGUUGUGAUUUUUAUACCCAUUUUAUCUUCUAUUAGGAACAGAACAAAUUAACCACGUGAGCUGUAGGGUACAUAAAAAGGAACUCCAUAAAUAUCAAAGCACCCCAGUACACAACUUAGCAGCAGUGUAUUUUUUAAUGAACAAAGCAGUAGGUGAAAAACCUAAUAUAUAACAUGGAAAAUACAAAAACAAGAGUGAGGACAGACUAAAAGUUGUGGUUUUGAUGUACCUAGACAAAAUAAAGUGCCUUUUGGAAGUAGUUGCAGAAUAGAGAACGCAUUGAAUGAGAUCAGUUGCAAGGCAUAUUCUGGGAAGUUUUGGGUUUUUUUGGUACCCGGGAUCGAACUUGGGUCCUUGUGCUUGUGCAGCAGGCGGCAAAACCCCUGAGCUAAAUCUUCAGCCCACAAAGGCAUAUUCUGGAAUUAACUGGUCCAAUAAUUGAAUUUUUUGGAGAGGAAACAUCAUUAGUGACUAAUGUGCUCUGGAAAACAAAGACCUGGUCACAUACUUUGUUCUUUUGAUUGAUAUUUUCAAUAAAAGGGGAAAAAAUCAGCUGAACCAACACCGGGGGAAUUUUUGUUUCUGGCCAUAGUUGAGAUCACUUCAAGAAAAAUGUAUUUUACUUAAAUUGAAAGGCAACCAAGAAGAAAUGUUCUGACAACUUGAGCAAACCAAUUGAAAAGUAUACACUGAUACAAAAUGAAUUACCAGUAAUUAAUUGGUUACAUAAGGGUAUAAGCUACUAAAGAACCCCAUUUCUGUUACCAGUGGUGUACUUCAGAUAAAAAUCAUUUAUUCUGAUAGAACAUUUGUGGUCUUUGUUUGUAAAGGCUUUGAGAGAAUAAACUGGCCAAGCACUCAGAAAAGAAGAUAGACACUAAUAUAUGCUUGGUAUGAGAUUCACGUUUUAUGAAUGGAAAUGUGAGGAGCCAAUUAAAUGUAUGUAAAAAUUCCAAGUUUCAAUUUUCAUUAGGUUAAUCUCAGGUCAUGGGCUAUGGACAUUUCCUCAAAGGUAGAAUACUUCCCUAGUAUGUACAAGGCACAGGUUUUGAUCCACAAGAGAAGAUGGAAAGGGAGUAACUAUAAAGUAAAUCAAUCCCUUCAAAGUAGUUGGAUUAGUACCUGAAGUUAAUUUUUAAAAUACUUUUUUUCUCAUGUUACAGGUUCUUGCUAAGUCGCCCAUCCUGGGCUAAUAACAUUCAUUUGUUUCACUAAAGCCACCCUGAGUGCUAGGAAUACUAGGCAUGGACCACCGUGCCUGCCACAGAAAGUUCUUUUAGGGCUGGUUAUGUAGCUCAGUGAUGGAACAAAAAGCACUAUGUUCAAUGUGUAGUAUCUCAAAAUUUUCUCCAUUUUAAAUAAGCACAACCCACCAGAAUAUUGGAAUCAAAGUCCUCAUAUAGCCUGGAGUCCCAUUUUUUAAAAUUCCAUUGGGAAAGUAUGAGAAAAGAGAAGGCAGUAAUGUCAUGGUGUAAAUGCCAAGGGCAGAAGCAGUGAAGCGUUGAAAUGCAAGAAAAGCUCUAGGUGGCACAGGAAUGAAGGUGUGAGAUCACAAUUUGCUUAUGCAAAAAUAACUCCUACAGGCCUUUAGCAGUGUUUUUCAGUUGGAAUAAAAUUCUCAGCAUAUGUAUUAAAAUUAUCUUAGGGUGCUUUAAAAGUAGGCGUAGACUGCAAGUUGCUGUAUUUCUGACUUGCUACCAAAGCAGCCAUUUCUUCAUGAGGCAUACUUUGGUGAGGGGGAAGACAUGAGUUACAGUGGUUGAUUAGGAAAGCACACAGGGCUUUCAGAAUAUUGUUCUAGAGGUCAUCCCUGGGUGACUAUUAAGAAUUGAUGAAAGGAUGCCCUAUUUGGGAGUUAAAUGCAUUAAGGGAAAGUAGUGGCUAAUCUUAUGUCUGUACCAAAGUGGGAGAUCCUAAAAAGGAUCUUGGGAGACGUCUGGUAAGGUUAGAAGGUGAGAAGACAAAAUCUUCUCUGCCUUCAUACACAGCGUGUUAAAGUUAGCCAAACUUGGUUUGCUUAUUGCUCUUUGAAGUGUACAUAAAGUUUUAUUUUUUGAUUUUUUUGUUUUGUUUUUUGGGAUGGGCUGGCCUUGAACUUGGGACAAUUUUCCUAACAGCCUCCUGAGUGCUGCGAUUCCAGGCAUGCGCCACCAUGCCCAGUUCCAUGUUUUAUGUGAGGGUGGAAAUGUUUCAUGAGGUGUCCAGUGUGAUACCAAGUAGUGAUAGUUGUGAAAUGUGCUCAGUGUGACUGAAAUAUUUUAAAUUUUAUUUCUUUAGCUACAUGUGGCUACUUUGAGUAGCAUAAUACUAGAGAAUGAGAAGUUUCUAGACAGGUGCUGAUAAUUGGUUAUACUUAAUGCUUUUACAUGAGCAAAUGUGACAUAUUGGAGAUGUUGCAUGUCCUUGGUCCAUUGUUUUCUUAGCCCUUAGGCCCUAAAUCAGUAAUGAAGAUUUUCCUCCAAUGAGGUUAUCUACAACCUCAGGGAAUUGCAAGAAUGUCCAUGUUGCCCACACCUUAUUGCCUCUUGUAAAAUAACUUUCAAAUUAGGAAUCCUCAGUUGGCUUAGGCUCAAAGCAGAUUAUCUUCAAAUGAUGCGAGGCAAACAUUUAAAUCAUGGGUUUUUAAUUUUUGCUUGUAACCCUGUUACGUGUGCAAGUAAUGGCUGUGUUUCCAAGGAUUUGAGAUAGUGUUUUCAAAUCCCCAUGAACCAAAACUUCAACCUAUUUUUUGACUUACCCAUGAAUUUUGAACAUUUGAGUAGGAAACAGAAGCACUGAGUCUGAGAAAACAACUUAUCCUAGCUACAGGUAACAUUGUAUGUCAGCACCUUCUCUGAAAUUUGAUAAGAACCAUAUCCCUACAGCAUGGGACCUGGUUUUGCUUCAGAAAUGCAGCAAAGAUAAGAGGCUCUCCCACCCAUCUUCCUCAGCUCUUGUAGAGCACCCAGACACAUAAUGAAACCAUUUCUGAUGGCUCAGACAACAUACUUGGCAAACACCUUGUUGAGAUCACUGUUGACUUCACAAUUCUCAUCCUGUACUUCACGCUUGGAUUUUGAUCCUGUGAACUCCCUGUGGUAUCUAUCACUGAACUCUAAAAAGACGUCUAUCCAAGGGACUUAACUAACACGAAUGGAGUUCAGUACCAGACUCACACAGGUCACAAAAAUAAAGCUGCUGUGUAUUUGGAGCAUAAGUCCUGCUCCCCAGAAUGGCAGACCCGAGAAUAAGGUUUUCAAAUUUAAUGGCUCAAUGUUCAUUUCCAGCUCAUUCAUUGGUUAAUAGCUUUUCCAGUUCCCAUUCAAGCUUAGGAAUCUAUGGACCAUGGCCUUGUCUGUCCUGUGUUCUAAAGGCUAAUUGCUCCAGAAGAAUAGAUGUUUCAGGGUCCCUCUUGGCUCUCCACCCAGAGUGAGGGCGUUUAGUUUAGUGGGGCUAGAUAGCUAACUAGCUAGAACAAGGUGCCAGCCAGGCUUACUCAGAUGUACAAUAUUUGACUUCCUUUUUUGGAAUUUAACUUUUUGAUGUGUUUUAUCACUAAGCCAAACCUACCCUUUACUAGAACUUUAUAUCUUUGCACAAAAGCUGCUUCUAUAAAGUAUACCUAAGGUUUCAGAAGCAGGUUGCCAGAAAGUUAACUGCUUAUGUAUUGGAAAUGCUACAGUGGGCUACUCUGCUCUUAAAUGUCCUUGGAUAUCCUGGACUGACUUUAAGCAUUUUUCCUUGUAGGGAUAUCCCAGCUCUUUGAGCACAAGAAGGAGUAGCCUGGUGGAAUCUAGUCCCCUGGGGUGAAAUCUAGCAGUGUCCGUCCUUAACUAUUAACUGCCCAUCUCUGGAAACAGCCUGUGUUUUUCAUUCCCUCACUUGGGAGUAGGCUUCCCAGUAAUGAAAUUGCCGGAUUAUACCUCCAUAGCAUGUGGAUAGGAUACAUGGCGGCACUUGGUGAAGUUUAUACUGCUUUGUCCUCUUACAUACUGUCCUGAAUAUAAAAGAAUGUCUUUCUUAGAAAAUAUUAACACCUUGGUGCAAUCUGUCUUUUCCUGAGUCAGCAAGCUCUCAGUGCAAAUGACAAAGGCUCAUUUUCCCUACCUCUCUCAACAAGUUAGAAACAUCCUAGUUGUGUCCAUGGUGGCCUUAAAAAGUCCAUACUCAAGCUUCUCUAAAUUCACUCUUGAUUUUUGCCCCCCUUUUCAGUUCUUUUUAGGUUUUAGUUGUAGUUCUAUACCAUUCAUCCCUCUCCCACUUCUCUGCAACUUUAUGGCAAUUCACAGUUCUCUUCUUGACCAAUAUUUGCACUAAGCAGCUUCAGAAUGCUCUGGACACAGUUUACAUGCACACAUCUUUUCUACUGUGCUAGACAUAGGAUUAAUACCUGCUGCCAACAGUGGACAUAUUCUUGUAUCUAGCUGAUACAGAUGCAUAGUUGUAAUUGCUGCGAUCUAAAAGAUGACACAUUUUACACCUACUGUUACAGUGCCUCCCGGAUUAUCUGUUGAGUCAUUUUAUUCCUGUCCAUGAGCCUUCUUCAGUACCAAUCUAAGUUGCCCUCAUUUUGCUUCUAGCAUACUGCAGUAAUCUUAUCUACCCACAUAUACUCAGAUCAAUUUCUAAUCAUUUGUUCAUACAACAGCCAUAUUGAUUUUUCCAAAGCACACAUAUCAUGGUAGUUCUUGGCUUAAAACCAUUCUGGCUUCAUUUGAUUUUAGAAGAUAAUGACACGUCUUAAGUUCCUAAGUCCAAAGGUGGCCUAACCCUUGCCUAUGUGUAUGUCCCCUACCAUAUGCUCCCUCACUUUCCCUGUUAUCACAAUGCACCUCUCUUUGUCUCUUAAUUCUCAUGCACUCUCCCACUUUUGCCCAUUUAAUUUCCUAAUUCUAUUUAUCCUUCAGAUUUUAACUUAAAUGUCACUAAUAGGAGAAGCCUUCCAUUUUUAUUAAAAAUCUCCAGCUCUGCUCGCAUCACUCUUCAUAUGAUUGGUUAUUGUGGUUUUCUUAUUAAAGCUCAGAAAGGACCUCAUCUUUUUAGUGUUCAUUAAUGUAUCCCCAGUACUUGUGUCUGAAAGUAGUACAUGUUGAGUGGAUGAAUGGGGAUGGAAGAGGAACAAGUGGGGAAGGGUUUAACUGUGCAAGGCAGCCUUGGAAAUGGAAAGCAAUGCUGAAGAAUUAACUUCAGCACAACCAGAAAAAUGUUACAAUGCCUUGUGCCCAACUCGAAGGGGUGCAUAGAGGUAGGGUUCACAGCACUGUCUUUCAGUUUAGUAGUUCACAAUCUCAAUGUCACCCUCCAACAAGGCCCUCUAUGAUCGGUGUUUAAUGCUUUAAGUCUGAUAAUGGGGCAUCAUCCAAAGAAGGAUGUGUCCAUUGGGGUUAACCUGUUUUUUAAUCCAAUUUUCCUUAUAAGGUUCACUCUUAGCAGCUUUCCUACCCCUCACUCCACCCCCCAAAAUCUAACCUAGGGCACUCUACCAUUGAACUACAUCCCCAGGCCUUUAUAUUUUUUUCCUUUUUUGUGUGUGGAACUCAGGACCUUGCGCUUUCAAGGCAGGUGCGGUGCCACUGAGCUAAAGCCCUGGCCCCCUUUUUUAUUUUGAGACAGUCUUGCUAAAUUACCCAAGCUGGCCUCAAACUUGUGAUCCUCCUGCCUCAGCCUCAGCUUUCUGAGUAGUUGGUAUUAUUGCUGUGCACCACUCACACAUCUUGAGUAUCUAUAGCUUGAAGACUUACCAAAAAUGUGAAUAUGCCUGUUGAAACACUUCUCUGAUAAAGAAAUAGAAUAUUACAAACCUCCCUCAUCCGCUCAUUACUCCCACUAGAUUGCCACUCUUGUAUCAUCAUGGACAGGUUUUGCACAUUUCUGAACAAUAUAUAAAUGGAAGAGUAUUGAUUGUGCUGCUGAUGUUUGGGGUAGUCCUGAGAGCAGAGCUUG
Heterocephalus glaber (naked mole-rat) is the source of this 10071-nucleotide messenger RNA. The record is from RefSeq and is a predicted model, not a curated record. NCBI's taxonomy places the organism in Eukaryota, Metazoa, Chordata, Mammalia, Rodentia, Bathyergidae.